Octopus sinensis (East Asian common octopus) is the source of this 4280-nucleotide messenger RNA. Its product is annotated as integrator complex subunit 8. Gene Ontology annotation, cellular component: integrator complex. NCBI's taxonomy places the organism in Eukaryota, Metazoa, Mollusca, Cephalopoda, Octopoda, Octopodidae. The coding region runs from base 141 to 3146 and encodes 1001 amino acids. Gene Ontology annotation, biological process: snRNA 3'-end processing. The transcript has 28 exons. The record is from RefSeq and is a predicted model, not a curated record.
UCUGACUUUGUAUGCAAGUGUGUUUUUGAGACGAAGGAACCGGGUGGUAAUUCUUUGCAAACCCAUAAAAGCCAGGAAUAUAUCAAUUAAUGGCAUAAUUAACUCUUAAUUAGCUGUUAUUUCACAACAUUCCUUCGACAAUGAGUGAAUGUGUGAUGUCUUCGUCAGGCCGACCUGGCAUGGGGCCCAUAACCCUGCCUGCGGUCGCCUGGUUUGAAUUCCUCUUAGACGAAUCUUUACUCGAAAAACAUUUGAAUGAACUCAACCCAGAUCCAACCCCAGGACAAAUGAUAGUCCUUUUCAUGCAACAGGCUGAAACUCACAGCAAUGCUGCUCUCCCUACUCACAAUAAAACCAAUUCGGAAUUGAGUAACAACCAUACAGGAUCUGCUGACAUCAAAUCAGAAGAUAUUCCAGAAAUAAAGAUGCCAGGGUUUAACAAAAAGGUCAAAGCCUUGAAGAUUCUUGCUCUGAAAGUUGCUGCAUUUCUUAAGUGGGAUUUGGAAGUUUUAAGUAAAAGCCUUCCAUUAACCAUGACCCAGACCUUGCUGCUUGAACUGGUGAGGACCUGUGUGGGGAGUGGAAGCAUCGAGAAAGUUAAUACAGUUCAGGAUUACGACAAUUUGAGUGACGAGGCUGCGUUUUCCAUGCAGCUGUUUCACAGAUGGAGUAUCGAAACAGUUGUUAUGGAUACUUUUCCCAACCGUCCACAAAAGACAAGUUUUGUAUCUGUACCUGGAGUACAAGAAACUAUGUUUACCUUGGCAGGUAUCAAUGAAUCUCUAAUUCGACUUUUGAAAGAUCAAAUAAAAAGUUCUGUUGAAAAUCUGCAGACAUUUCUUCAGUGUUGUCGGAAUAUUAAAGUUCCAACAUUAUCGUAUUUUUCAAUUCCCACUGAAAAUACUGAUCCAUUGGAGAAUGUUUCCGAUCACUGUGUCAAUGUUUCGGUGAAUGAAUUUAAAACUCAGGUGUCCUAUUCUUUGGGGAUGUACUUUUUCCAGUUAGAAGAAUAUUCUGAAGCAUAUGAAAUGUUCAAGAUCACAGAAGAAUCUUUUGUACCACGAGGUUACUACUGCCGAGUGAACGAUGAACAUCUGAGAGGCUAUCUGGUCGCCUGCCGCAAUAUGUUGUCCGUCUCGUUGCCUUCUUCAUACACCCUGUCUCAUUUUGAAAGAGCAGAAGAAUCAAAAACCAAAAACUAUGAGGGUUUAAUUGAUAUUCUCAUGGAGGACAAUAUUAAAAAAGAACUUUCUAAAGAAUACCGUCACCAAUUAUUUGAAGAAAUCAGUCGGAAACCAGUGAGUGAUAUCAGCAUGCUGAGUUUCCAAGUGAAUGCCUGUAACAUCGUGUCAGAGGUCAUGGAUGGAAAGGUGGUGAUAUCAGCAUUUAUGGAUGAGAUGCGAAGUGAAGGACAGAAAGGGGCGGAGUUCCUUCUAUCUGUGUUAUCGCAUGCUAUCAAAGCCUCAAAUGAUACCCAAAGAGAAUACCUGAAAGGGUUUACAGGGUACCUUGCUCAGCUCUUGCCACGAGAAACGAAGUUUGUCGCUCUGCUCACAAAAAGUGAUGUUUAUUCCUACCUGACCGAAAAUGAACGUGUUGAAAUGUUAAACUUUGAAGACAGGGAAGAUGUCUUCUGCGAGGAAAUCUCCUGUGAUUAUGGCACGAUGUCUUACCCAGAUUCUGUGUCUGCGGUCAGUGAAGCGGAACGACAAAUCUUGUAUGAGUGCAAUCCACAGAAGGUCGAAGAUUUGAUCAUUAAGCUGACGCAGAAGUGGGGUCGACAUCCGAACCAAAUAAUGGCCCUCACUGAUUGGCAGGUCCCUAAACCACUGCGCCAAAUGCUGGAGAGUAUGCCAUCUAGUAUGCAGCAAACGUACGCUUAUAUAUUGGUGGGCAAGUCACGCCAUUGCCUAAAGCUGAAGGCCUACAACAUGGCACGGGACCUGUUAACAUCUGCCAUGAUGGCAAUAAAGGACUACAACUUUGCCCUCACCAAGCACCAUCAGUACCAGAUGCUGCUGGUUGACCUGUAUCAGGCCGACAGCAGCGUAUGCAGCAAUGACAAACUGCAUGAAUUGGCCAACAAGGCCAAGUCUUGUUUGAACACUGUCAGAUCUGGACAAGACACCCCUCCGACACCGGAAGUUGUGGAACAAGCUGCUGUGUUCUUGCUGAAUGUCAAAGACUGGGAAUAUCUCAGUAAUAUGGAAGGUUCCAGUAAUGGUUUUAUUGAGGUCAGUCUUCUUUUGGCAAGGGCUUGUAAAGAAAUCAAUGGAACCAAGACUGCUCGUAAACCAGCUCGGGAUUUCUGGGAAGCAGUGGGGAAUAUCUUUUCUGACAAUCUUUCUCAGAAAAGGUCGAUUACAGGUCGUGAAACAAUGAUACAUCGGAACAAUUCUUUGGCAGUGAUGUCAAAAGAAAGUUUCUGUCAGUUUAUCAAGAAAAUCAAGGAACCAACCAUACUUAGUUUCUUAAUUUCUUGUUUGACCAAACUGUACAAUAUUUUGAAGGAUAACAUCAGUAGUGAAAUCUUCAGCAAUUACAUCACCAUUUGGCCAACCAAUAUAAACAAUAGCAGUGCCAUGGAUACAGCUGCCUUAGCCGAAUGCGUGUCCCUUCUGAUGCACCAUGCUUUAUCUCAGGAUCCCUUAAACCCGUCAUGGUUGAGAACAGAAGCAGACAUUCAGUUUGCUCACAAUCAAUAUAGCUGUGCAAUGAAGUAUUACCUGGAAGCUGGUCUUGCGGCAUCUAACUACUUUUCCAUUCCAGUACCUCACCCUAUAUACGAUGAACAGGUCUACAGAAAGAUGAUCAAAUGUUGUUCCUAUCUCCAGUGUCACACACAGGUUGCCAUCCUUUGUCAGUUUCUUGAAAACAUUGACUACACGACGGCGUUCAAAGCCCUUCAAGAGACGACCAUCUAUGAUGCCCAAGACAUCUACUACUACUUCAUCUGGGACCUCAGCAUACUGGAAUUCCUCUCACAUUUACAUGCUAAACGAGGAGAACAGGUUAAGAAACAACAAGUCAUGAAAGCUCUGGGCCAGAUGGAUUUGAAUGUCUGCAACCCUGAAGACAUUCUGCAAGAAGCAACUCAGCAUCGCAAGAACAACUUCCUUCGUUCACUGGCCAAAUUGUACUUAUGAUGACGAUGACGACGACGACGACGAUGAUGAUGAUGAUGGUGAUAUACUUGUAAAAGUAGUCUGAAUGCUAAUGGGUUAAUAAUAAUGAAAGAAUAAUAAUUAAUAAUGAUAAUAAUAGUUGUUUGUUUCAUAAUAAUAACAAAGACACAUGGUCACAUAGUUUUGGUGAGUUGGUGGGUAAGGGAUAUAAUUGCCUAUAUUGGCUGCCCCCAGUGUAAGACUAGUACUGGGUUUAUUGAGCAUCAGCAGGAUUAAAGUAGAAGUCGGCAUGGACAGGAAUAGAACUCAGUAUGUUAAUGGUAGUGACUGAAUACCACUCAUCAUUUUAUUUGGUGCUCUACCGAUUAAGCCAGCAAUAACAUUUAUAAUAUUAAUGUAGAUUCUGAAAUAAUUUUGUUUUUUGUCAAUGGCACAGUUAAAAGAAGAAGAAGAAGAAGAAGGAGGGAGGUGUUGGUGAUUCUCAUCCACUGGCAUGCUGCCACAUCCCUCAUUACUGCAUCACUCCCCCCCCAUCUCAGUUGUGGUGGUCUUUUCUUGCAAGUUACUUGGUGACCUCAGCCAGUGUUACAUAAAAAAGCACGCAGUACUCACUGCGAAGUAGUCAGUGUUGGGAAGGUUACCCAGCCAUACGAAUCAUACCAAAGCAGAUAUUUGGAGCUUGGCGCAGCCCUCUGGCUCGUCAGCUUCCGCUUAAACCAGCCGACCCGUUUCAUCAUGGGAAACAGAUGUUAAACAGGGAUGAUGAUAAGAGACUCUAUGACCGAGAUGGGUGGGAGCCCUUACCCCUAGUUUAGUAUAAUAGGGUGCAGCACGGGUUAGUUAUCCUUAGAUCAGAGAGAUGUGGAUGCAAUACAUCUGACAGUGGAUGCCGCCACUAAAACUAAUCAAGGACCCUGGGGGGUAUUAGGAGUGUUAAACCAGAUAAAGGAUUCAGCAACGCAUCUGAAGACAAUAGCUUUUCUCUCUCUGUCUCUCUGCCUGUCUCUCUCUCUCUCCCUUGUUCUUUCCACCUGCUUGAAUUUUUAAUCCACUUUUGUAAUUUUAUAAUCAUUGUAACAAACAAGUAUCACAAUUCCAUGAUUAUUUCUCAUUAAUCCAUCAACUCAUUAAAGAAUUAUUCACACUAACUCAUUA